AUGUAUGAUAACGCCCUUCUGGGUAUCUUACAAAACGAGGGAAACUUGCCAAAGUUUAUGGAUGCCAUAUUUGGAUUUUUGAUGAGAAGGUUUGUUGCGCAACCUUUAUAAAGAUGCUCUACAAAGGACCGACUUAUUCUACAUCCGGACACCGGACUCAAAAUCAACUUUAGGCUUCCCUCCGAACGUAGCCCGCAGGAUUGUUGCGAGCGUAUGUUCUGAAUCUGUUUUUAAUUUUGGCCAGUCUUUUGAAAAGUACAAUACUAUGUUCCAGACUUACGAGCAGCAGCAUCAGAACGCGGUCGGUGCCAAUGCAGAAUGCAGUUCAGGUAACGCGUUUUUCACCUUAGAACGUGUUCAAAAGCAGGGAGUACACCUCGGGAUCCAGAGUCCAAAGAUGCUAUACCGAAGUCAGCCAACAAACGUCAAACCAAGCCAAAUAAAGAUGACGCGAACGACCCGGGAACUUACUCUAGGUAAUUAUUUUGACACCUUAUCUUUUUAGUGUGUCGAAAGAUGGUGAACGCUUUUACACUGCCGAACCCGACUGCUAUAACGGUGCCAGGAGAGAUCUUUAUUCCUGGAGCCAAUCUAUUAAGGACCUCGAUAUCCGUGUGAAGGUAGUGUCGAUCCAUCAUGCCUUGAUGUAUCAACUCAGAUACCUGACUCCGUUACUUCUAGCAGAGACAUAACUGUCAAGAUUGAUCAGAAACAUCUUCGGAUUGAUGUAAAAGGAAGCUCGGAACCUCUAAUUGACAAGGACUUUUUGUUUGACAUCAAAAAACAGGAGGCCCUGUGGUCUCUUGAUUUGGACGAACGCCACGUAAGGCUCUAAUCAAACUUCUGCUAUUCAUAAUAACAUUGCUUCAUACCACCAGCUAUUAUUGUCUCAGGGCCGAACCUGCACAUAAUGUAUUUCCUUCGAAGUGAUUUCAUGUACCCCUGUCACUGUAAAUGCCUUGCAGAUUUUCGUAGGAUAUUACGUAUAUGGUUCGCAUUGUGGACUUUGGCAUCAGCGUUGAUGAACCAUCCGAACGCUCUCUCAAAUAAGUUCCUAGAACUCUGCAUGUCUCCAUCAAAACUUGACCCUCAUAAAACAGUGUAGCACCUUUGAAAUGCCUGCAUACUUCGCGAACAAUAUCUAACAUCUGAAUAUUGACAGUUCGACUGUCGCUCUCGACAGUGUACACCGUGUGUCCCACAGUGAUGAGCGCAGGACGGUGACUUGCGCGUGGAUUAGUUUAUGAUGAUUGCCAACUUGCGCAGCAUCUGCAGCCAUCACUCCUUCCCCAUCUAACUGGAUCCAUUGACAAAGCAGUUACGACGACCGGAGGCGGGCUCAGACGCUGUGAAGGGCAAAUAUGAUCGACCGGUAUAGGCGUGCCACGCACAACCUGAUCUCCGUACAAUGUAUCUGGUUUUUCAGUCGGUAUUUGAGCCGGUUACACCACGUGCACAUACAGCACUGACCGCAGGGGUCGAGUUGCUCAAGCAGUUAGAAAACCCCCUAGAAACAACUUUUAACUCUUUGUGAUAAAUUCAAGCGCGUCAGCUCUAUAAUAUUGAAGAAUGCGCUGAGGUGCCGCGAGGACGGAGUCUCUAAAAUACCAAAUUUAAAUAGGGCAUCCAUCUCCACAAAACGAUAUGACUAUCUUUGCACGAUAACAAAAAUAAACUAGAAUAACAUUUCCUUCUGCGUGUAAUUUAUGAAUACGCCUGCAUAGGUGCGGUUGAAAGCCUCUAAUCUACUAGGAGCAAAUUUUUCUGAUUACGCCCAUCGUUACCCACCUUCGCAGCGUCACUUAAGCAUUUUUUUCCAUUUGAAAGUAUAUCAGAAAAUUGUUGUUGGUACCUCAAGAAUUCCUCUAUAGGCUUCAUGCUUCAACACGCGUCACUAUGCCAUCGCGGUGCCGCAACUGAUCGUAGUCGUUUUAAUUGUCCGAAGUACGCUGGUGGUUUGCCACCAUGGCGAGUUCCUUUGCGAAAUGCUGUAUGUCUUGUCUACAAUGGGCAGAAUGGCAGCUGAAGUGACCCUUAAAACCAACCCCAAGAUGAAGUUUAUGAUUUCAGAUUUGUCUCACCAGGAUAUCUAUCUUGCCACAACAGCUAGAAAAACACAUAGACUAAAGGGGUUUCCGCCACCUUGGGUCGAACUUUCUGCCAAACGGGUGAUAUAAUAGCCAAGCGGGCUGUCGGAUCAACUAUGCCCACUUAGCCUUUGCCUAGCUUGCCGGCUAGCCUUUUACUUAACAGCUUUCGCACCUUGUGGAUGCAUGUAUUGGGAAAUUCAGGAUGGCCUUUGUAUUGGCAAUGGUUAUGCUGGCCAGAUAUUUACCCUGCGGUGGAUACGAAGACGUAAUUGUUCUUAAUAAACAAUUAUUGUCUGAGUUCGUAGUUUCGUUGCAAUGUCGUACUCAGCCUACAGAAAUGCCAUCUAAGGGGACUUUUACUUUCACGCCAUAAAAACUCCCUCACUUGGUUAGACUACUACCAACUCGAGCAAACCAAGGUCCGGUCAUCCGAUGAAGAAGUCGAAUAGUUCACAGUUCACACAGACGUUCCUUAAAGCUGCGAAAAUCCACCGGUCCUCUCUCACUAUGCGAUGCAUUCGGUUUUGGUCAUUGCAUCUCAUGCUUACACAGCCGUCUCAGUUGAACCGAGCGUCAUUGUCACAGACACUAUGUUGACGAUCGCCCCUUCGCUCACUCCCAAGACACGCAAUCCCCCUUGACCACAAAGUGAUACAUAUUCGCUCUGGCUUAGACUGAAAUCAGAUGCAACUGUAACCUAGGGGUUGCUCAGCAGCUUCAUGCUAUAAAAUAUUUCUCUUGCCAACGCGAUACUCGAAUCGGUCGACUCUUUGUCUGCCUCUGUCCUCCGUUGUUAACGACUUGUAAAUAUCAGAGCUUCAACUGUCACCACUUACACCUAACACGUAGUUCGUCUCCGGGAACAUCUCUGGCCUUGCCAUAACGUUCGGCAAAUGACAGAGGGUCGAGUCUGUGAGGCCGCGUUCGAAGCUGCGUUUAACUACGAUUGGCUUACUAAACUUAAGAGUGCAUAGUGUUUCCAGAAGCUAUAACACCCUCGGCCGAAGAACCAUGCCUAAGACGCGGGAUUCUACAAAUGAUCGUGGGCAUCGUGCCAGUCAUGUUUUGGAGGAUUGCUCUAUCACAUGUUCUGUCAAUCAAAGGGCCUCGUUUCUGGUCCGGACUUGCGCCGCCGACGUUCCGAAUAGCUGAGAAAGCGGACAAGUAUUAUUGAGUCCACAGACGCUAGAGUUGGUGCGCUCAAGGGUUUUCGGCGUUCGAAGGUGGAACGCAAACUUCGCAGCAACUGUUUUAGGGGUGUCCGCUGAUUUUAGUGAACGACAACACGAUUCCCGGGGCAUGAACGCUGGAACUGAUCAAGUCAGUAGUGGUGCUAUCCACUACAGUUGUGUAUGAAACAACCGGCCAGUGCAGUUUUCUUUGUUUUUCGUCUCCGUAUUUCUCUUCGCUUUAUUUAGCCUUACCGUCUUUGUCGCUGUGAGUAAAUAAAAGUAUGCCAUAGCCUUAAGCAGUCUGCACCAGUAGCAAUCCACUUACGAUUGCUAGUUAUUUGCCCCAUAUAUUAUCACCUGAUUUUAGUUUUGCUGUUUUCCUUCCACCUGAUAGAUCCUCAUCAACCUAGACAAGGUGAGCGAGUUAUGGUGGGAGGCGGCUUUUGUUGACGAGGAAAAAAUCGAUGUACAGAAGAUUGACUGCUCCCGACCAAUGCACGAACUGGACGAAGAGUCACAGGCCAAGAUUGCUCAAAUGCUCUUCGACCAGGAACAGAAACGGUUGGGCCUACCAACAUCGGAAGAAAAGGUCAGUUGGCGAGUCACACAUUUAUUUUCCGAUGGUCGAGAUGUAUGUGGUGUGAACGGGGGGUUGUCAUUUAAUGCAUAGACAGUCACUAAGUGCCGAGCUGAACGAGUGGUCAUCUGCCUCUGACCCCACCUUACACCUGGUUGCCUCUUGUUGCUCCAUAAAGGUGCGUUAGGUCCAGCAACUAUCCCCAAUAGCUGGGACUUUUGUAGCAGUACCAGCGGCGCUCUUUGUACAGCCUUCCUUCUAACGCUUCAUUUUAUCCUCUUCAUCAAAUUAGACGAUGGGCGGAAGAAGUCGGGUCAGUCGACCCCAGUCGAUUCUCAUGCUUGCCAGAGUAUCGUCAAAGUAACUAUACAAUGGAUGCGCUGUCUCGUGAAGUGUUGACCGAAAUUCUCGAAUAUGUUUUCGACUCGCAAAGACUACUUAACUAGGGUUUUAAUAUUAAAUAUCGUGUAACAUACUCCCGAGAUCUUUCAGUCGCACCAGUAUGCCGGUUCUUGAAUGAACUUCUUUUUGGCCGUCUGCAAAAACAACACCCUGCAAAAAAUGACUACUCAAGUAAUACAAAUUUGUCCCCUGACUAUCGAUUUCCUGGUAAAUUCAAUUAUAUUUUAUAGAAAACCCGCACAAAAAUAUUUUGUGUGUACUCAGUUGGUAGCGAAUCGCGUCAUCUGCAGUUUUUUUUUCACUUGAAGAGAGAGUGUCUUUUGGUUUUAAAAAUUUUCUAAUUAUAAGAUUUUUAAGACGUGAAGUGUCCAUUCAUGCAUCAUCGCACCCAGUACAAAGUGUUCUUUGCCGAUUGCGUUUCUUUCACUGGCCCACCGAGCUGGGUUGCAGCAGAGCACCUCGGUCACCUCAGAAGUUUUUAUGGGAAUCACGGUACUGUGUUCGGACAUUUUUUCAUGAUCCUGAAAGUUUUCUGUGCGAGUCAACCCCAAAACCUAUGUGGCUUGCUGUCUGUUUCACUAUUUUUCGCCAACAGCCUGGUUUAUUUGGGUCUAAACAUAGGACACCAACAGCAAGAAAACCUACAUCAGGCCGAUUCACGGUUGCCAUGUCACAGCUAUGAUCAGGCAAAACGACAUUUUUGGGCAUUCGGUCUGGUGACCCUCGACGCUUUUCGCUUUGAUCGAGUCCAGCCUGUUAGUCCGCGGGCGCCUAUUCGCCAAGCGUCAAAUUCGGCGUAGCUCACAGUUAGACUAAGCUGAAAGCCGUCCCCAUAUUCACCACUAGUGGUCUUUCCGAAUGGCAAGCAGAUAGGCUAAUAUACGGAUUUCGGCUAUCGAUUAGGCCGGAAAGAAUUUCCUGCAUUGCUUUAAGACAAGCUGAUCGAGGUGGAAAUAUAAAAUUCUUCGCUACCAGUGGUGAAAUGCAUUCCUGAGGGUGUUAUGGUUAAACAAAAGCACAUUUAGGUGGGGCAACAGAAAAGGAAUCUAUCGUAUCUGGCCUGCCUCAUGAAGUGCCAACCUAGAUUCUAAAAUGUAUUCCUGACUAGAAAUCCUUACAUGGAUGGUGUUGAUUAUAGCGCAACAGUCACGCUGGAAUGCCGGCCUUUGAACGAGUUCUUCCUGGCCGCCAGUAAAAACCGCGCCCGGUACAAAAUGGCCACUUAAGUAAUAUGGAUGUUCUUUAUGGAUUUUCGAUGCUUUUAUGAAGCAGAAUGGUCUUUGAAGCAAAUACGCACAAAGUGCUCUUGAACCUUUUCGGUAGCAAAUAAUAUCUUUAAAUGUGUAUUUGAGGGGACGGUAUCUUCUGUCACAAUAAAGUUUGUAAUUACAAGAUUUUUAAGACCGUCAAAUGUCUAUUCAUACAACCUCCUAUCUGUGCGGUUAUGAACGCUGGUUAUAAAAUGUACAAAAUGGCUCAUCUUCAUUGAAGAGUUUCAUGAACCCCGCCUGUUGUCUUUUUAAUAGUGUAGACAAGUGUAUGAUCUUCCUUACAUGGAAAGUAUACAGCAUGUAGUUGGAAAACCCUAUACGCGAGUUCGGCUGCAAGUGGGACUCAAAAUUACUCGGAAAUUUGAAAUGUUUUAUGAAAACUAAAUAUACCCUUUCUUUAAGUAUAAGAUUUUAAAAAGACACACUUUGCCACUAAAUGAGUACAAGAAAGAAUAAUUUGCGCAUAUUUUCAGCAAGGUAUACUUUGAUUUAUAGGAGCAUCGUAAAGUCAACCGGGACAGUCCAUGCUACUUACGUAAUUGCUUUUUGUCGGGUGUGGUUUUUGCAGGCGGCCGGGAAGAAACCCAUUCUAAAGCUGGUGCCCUGGCUUAGCUUGAAUAUCUUGGGAUUGUGGUGUUCGAUAAUCAAUUUUGCAACCGCACCUGUUUAAUCCUUUCUAAUCAAAACCACAUUGAAGAAUUUAAGUUAGCAUUUCUUGAGAUAGGCCAGGUCGCAUGUCGGUGUCACCUCACGUGUUUUUAUACAUUUAAACACUAACUACUAGAUCGUUUAAACAAAAGACGCCAAAUAACUCGGGCUGGAGUGACCAAGAGCUGCCAAAUUCCCAUUUACAGGAAACUGGCAAGCCAAAUCUAGCCUUCUUUAUGUUGGUUUGCAUGUGACUGUAUGGUGUCCUCUACUGGAAGACUAGUUCGGAGUGCUUUUCAUGAUUGCGCCCACGGUAUUCUUGCCGCGGUUAUAAAAGCACAACUAGUCAGUAAAUGCGGUGCCGCUUUUCCCGAUGAAGCCGCUCUCAGCAACGGAAACAACAGUCCCACAAUCUAAUCCACCUGCUGUCCUGUCUUCCGUCACUAAAAAUCUGCCGUGACCUACCUUGCGUGUCAUCGGGUGGCGGAUAGUAGAAGAGCCGCAAAAUGAAGGCACUUGGCUCGGACAAUUAUGCAGUCGGGGACCAACGACGACAGUGCUGCUAGGACAUGGAGGACACCGCCCUAUGGCACACUAUAAGCUACUGCACUGUCGCAUUGUAACGUGGUAAUGAUGAACCACUUUUGUAUUCAGGGUCCUUUACCACCUCUGUGUUAUGGUUAGGUUCCAACAAAUCAAAAUGUCCAACACUGAAAAAUCCAGAUGACCAUUUGGAGAUACACCUUUGCCGAACAUUCACACGACACCUUAAUAAAACUGAAACCGGCUAGUCCAGACGUCGUCAACUAUAAGUUUUGAAGUUCCUGCCAAGCCCACCCUGCGCAUAACCAUGUAUCACCAUUUGCUUGUAGCCUGACACAGAGAGUAGCAGAACUCAUUAAAUAUCCACCGAAAUUUUCGAAAAGAUUUUGAUGGAAUGUUGAUGGAGUGGGGUGGUAUUGUUAGCUAUCAUUGAACCCCAAAUUUAUUCCUGUAUGCUAGCAUUCGAGUGUCUGAUUGUGAAUAUUUUGGCCAACCCGUCUUGAUUAAAUAUGGCAAAGAAUUGCUGCUUAGCUAGUGUGCAUUUCAGCCAUCGUUUUCUUCAUUUUAUAAAUUGUAUCAUGGGCAAGUUUCACAUCUUGUGCUGGUUGAUAGGCGCUUGCUCCUUUAAACUUAGUACCAAAAGGAGGGCUGAUAUCAAGUUGAUGAAAAAUGCAAGACCUCGGAAAUGUCACAAUUGUUUGAAGAAAAAUAUAUGUACUGUUUACUUUGAAGGCCUUGAGAAAAGCGAAGAUGCAGGUAUCCAAAUGUACCGUAUGCCAUCUGAAAAUUCAUCCUAUUGUUCAGUUUUAAAAACUAACCAAGAAUUGGAAGUAUACUCACUAAAGUUAAAAGUAUACAUCGUCAUGGCCCACUAAUCAGCCUGUCCACUUUGGGCCACAAUCACCGUUUCAAAUCGAGAAUGAUACUUAACCCUGUUGUAGGCGCUAACGUAUUGCUUUUCACCUUCGAAAUGAAUAGCCACGGAUAUUUCAGCUUCGGCUGUUGGGACUUGCAGGUCUUUACCUGGCCAUAAGUCCGGAUUGAGUAGUUCAGGUGGUUGAGACGACUGGAGCUGGGUGGCCGCGUCCUCUUUGACCAGAACUUUGGGUUGUCUUAGCCCUGUGAAGAAGGGCCUCAUCCUGCAUGAGAAUUGCCUCCCAAAAUGUCCGAAUAGUUUUGCUGUGCUCAAGAAAUGACGCAGGACGCCGGACCGAGGUUCAGAUGCUGCUCGGCCUUGGGAGGACGAGAAGAAUUUUGAAGCCAUUUGGAACUAGACCGAACACCCAUUGGAAUGGGUGUCUGCCUUUGUUUUUGUUUCUGACUUUGCAGGAACUUGGUGUUAUACUUAUCUAUCCUGCUCCUAGAGGCCUGGUCGACACCGAAACACUUCUGGUUUGUGAAAGGCAUGAUCGUCAAAAUAUUUUUGCUUCGUUCAAGCCCCAGACCCCAAAUGCCAUCAAUCAACAGGGACUAUUUAUUUCUGGCAAAAGCCAAGUGGUUCUAAAUGUAUGCUCGCGGAGGAAUUUUUAACGCCACAUUCCAAUAGACGAAGGAUUAAAAAUGUUAACCAUGUUCCUGUAAAAUUCCGAAUUUAUAUAAGCAUCGAAAAUUAGUGCUGAGUAUCGUAGAUCGGGACGCUAUGUCAGAAAUUUUUGUGUUUGACCCCUGAGGUUGUGUUUUGGGCUUUUAAAAUGCCUUAUUAGCACGUUGCUCACUUCUCCUUUUCUUGUUGCCCUGUAUUUUAUACGGCUUUUCUCUAGAAAAUUCAAGAAAUGCUUAAAGGAGCUUGGAAUAAGGACGGUUCACCCUUUAAGGGGACAAAAUUUGAUCCGAGCGUCAUUGACGUUUCUGGUGCGGCGGGACCAGGUGUUAUGCCAAUGCCUCCGAACCCUCCAGCUGCCUCUUCGUAG
Molecule: messenger RNA, 8613 nt
Organism: Spirometra erinaceieuropaei
Lineage: Eukaryota; Metazoa; Platyhelminthes; Cestoda; Diphyllobothriidea; Diphyllobothriidae
Source: the annotation of a GenBank genome assembly